This is a messenger RNA of Diabrotica virgifera virgifera (western corn rootworm), 682 nucleotides long. RefSeq names its product facilitated trehalose transporter Tret1-2 homolog. Gene Ontology annotation, cellular component: membrane. The transcript has a single exon. Gene Ontology annotation, biological process: transmembrane transport. The annotation marks the transcript as partial. The record is from RefSeq and is a predicted model, not a curated record. Gene Ontology annotation, molecular function: transmembrane transporter activity. Lineage: Eukaryota; Metazoa; Arthropoda; Insecta; Coleoptera; Chrysomelidae.
CGUCUUGGUUUGAGUAGUUUUCAACAACUGUCUGGUCUGGGUGCUAUUCUGGCAUAUACAGAAAUAAUUUUUGGUUUCGCCGGUACUGGCUUGUCAAACGAAGUUUCGGCUAUGAUUGUCGGUGUGGUUCUGUUCUUGGCAAGUUUCGCAGGACCAUUGAUCGUUGAUAGAAAAGGUCGUAAGUGCCUUUUGACAGUAUCUGCGUUGGGAUGUAUAAUCUCAGAGAUAAUUCUAGGAGCCUACUUACACGAACACUCGGAUGUUUCGUUAAAGAAUUGGUCGUGGGUGCCAAUCGCAUGUCUUAUAGUAUACGUAGUGACCUUCAACAUAGGUUUUGGUCCACUACCGUUUACUAUAACCUCUGAGGUACUGCCAUCUAACGUCAAAUUUUAUUUAGCCACUGUGACCGGUUUCACGGGAUCGUUAAUGUCAUUUUUGGUUACUAAGUUCUUUAACGAUCUCAAUUUAGCGCUUGGAAUAGGUGGUACCUUUUGGUUGUUCGCCUGCUUUUGUAUUUGUUCCUUUUUCUUCGUUAUUUUCUUUGUUCCUGAGACUAAGGGUAAAAGUUUUCAAGAAAUUCAAAUUUUUUGGAUAGGUGAUAUUAGUUGCUAGAUAAACAGUACUUAUACCUUUUUUUAUUAAUGUUUUAUAUUCAAAUUUUAAUAAAUUUGUUGUACCUGGA